Monopterus albus (swamp eel) is the source of this 1950-nucleotide messenger RNA. It is a transcript of the gene pcgf6, whose product is annotated as polycomb group ring finger 6. The record is from RefSeq and is a predicted model, not a curated record. The transcript has 11 exons. Bases 226 to 996 code for a protein of 256 amino acids. NCBI's taxonomy places the organism in Eukaryota, Metazoa, Chordata, Actinopteri, Synbranchiformes, Synbranchidae.
ACUAUACUUUGUUAUAGCUCAUGCUGUGUGUCUAAUUCCGGUUGAUUCCACUCAUUCUUUGAUUUAUGCGAUUUUACACUCUAUUCUUGUGUCGUGAAAUUGUUUAUUUAACACAUUGAUAGCUUCGGGGUCUUACUUUUUGUACACAAGGCACAAAUUUAAUAACAACGACGACUAUAAGAAGAAGAACGGGAGGUUCGUUGUUAUUGUUGGGACCUGUUGGGAAUGCCAUCCCCUCCACACAGUCGCAGUAGUCAUGAAGAGUCAACGAACAUAUCAGACAGUGGUUCAGAGGGCGAGCACAAGCUUCCUCUCAGCCAGUUCUAUCCAUACAUUCGCUGUGCCCUGUGCUGCGGUUUCCUCAUCGAUGCCACCACCAUCACAGAGUGCCUGCACACAUUCUGCAAAACCUGCAUCGUGAAGCACUUCUUAUACAGCAACAGGUGUCCCACAUGUGGCAUUGUUGUCCACCAGACCCAACCUUUUUACAACAUCAGGCCUGACAGACAACUGCAGGAUAUUGUGUACAAAAUGGUUCCCUUCCUGGAGGAACUUGAACGAGAACAAAUGUGUAACUUCUAUAAACAGAGAGGGCUGGAAGUACCAAAACCAGUAGUGGUCUCCCCUCCGGGUCCUGCUGUGUUGAAAAAGCAGAGGAAAGAUAACAUUGCGCAGUCUGUGUUCGCUGUUCCUCCUGAGCUAGAUGUAUCUCUCCUUUUGGAGUUUGUAGGGGCUGAAGAGGGCAUUAGCAACUAUAAGCCACUAGAGAGGCGGUACGUUCGUGUGUCAGGUGAUGCCACCAUCCGCCAUGUGGAGUUGUUCAUCAGGAGGAAGAUGGAGCUUAGCCCAACCUGCCAGGUGGAUGUUGUUUGUGGAGAUCACCUCUUAGAUCACUACCAGUCACUCAAAGACAUACAGAGGUCUGCAGGUGAAGAUGCACUGCAGGAUGGUCUGUUGGUGCUACACUUUGGCUUGGUCCUGCCCUCACAGUCUUGAGUGUGACCGCUGGAUGCAACUGGCCUUUUGGACUUUGUUUUUCAUCAUUCCAUUCUUGUCGUAACACAGAGUAAAGAUUAUACUUUUGCAUUAUAACUACUACAAAACUGUGUUGUUCAGAAAGUGUUAAAAUUGUCACAGAUUAACAUAAAUCUAACACCAAAGUGCAGAAAGGAACUGACAAAAAUGUGUAAGACAAAAUCCAUGAAGUCUAAAUUUGGAUUUCUUUAUUGAACAGUCUGAAAUGAAAUGCUGUCAGCUGCUCUUUUCACUCUGUUGCAAGUGUUCAUCUCUCAAGACCAUCAUCUUAUAUUCAGGAUUUAAAUUUGCCAAACACUGAUGUACAUUUUAUUCACUCAAGUGCAAGCAUGCAAAAAUGAAUUUACCAGAUGAAUGGAAAGGACAAGUACCAGGUCCCAGUUCACACUGCCAAGGUGUCUUUUCAGGUGUGCUUCCACUGAACAUAAAAAUGUGACUUCUGCUGUAUAUUUAAAACUGGACGUAACUGCUGUUUGUGGAUCUGAAACUCAGGCAGCGCACUGUGAAGGUAUUACAAGCUGUGUCUAGUUUACCUGUCUUUCUAGAAACCAGGGGCCUCUAAAGUUUCUUUCUAUUAAUAUGAAGAGUUUACUAUGAUUGAGUUUAGAUACUUUUUAUUUAUAAAUAGCUUGAAACAAAAAGACUACCGCUACCAAAGGUUUCUGUAUGUGCUUAUAUAGUGCUUAAUUCAACACAGUAGCUUUAAUUACAGCUUGCUUCUUACUGAGUUACACAGUUAAUUUAACAUCUGUUAACUAUUAUAGAAGCAGUCUGCUAAUGGAAAUUAAUGGGACUUGAUGAAACCUCUGCUUUCAGUACAACACAUCAGAGCACAUAAACAGCCAUCUAAACCGGGUUUGUACAUAGAAGUGUUUGGGGGAAAAAAAAAAAGAAAAACAAAAAAAAAACUUCCUG